Messenger RNA from Triticum turgidum subsp. durum (durum wheat), 900 nucleotides. The record is from the annotation of a GenBank genome assembly. NCBI's taxonomy places the organism in Eukaryota, Viridiplantae, Streptophyta, Magnoliopsida, Poales, Poaceae.
AUGUUAUGCACUACUGGGUGUCCAGACAGUUCUAGACAAAUUCAUUCUGGGGAACUAUUUAGACAGGUGAAAGAUGCUUUUAGUUCAUCAGGGCCAGAAACAGGGAAAGGCAAGACAAAAUUGUCAGGCAGGCGUGUCAAGCAUGGUUACCAUCUUGUGAAGGGGAAAUCAAAUCAUCCAAUGGAGGACUACUUGGUGGCGGAGUAUAGGCAAGUUGGGGAGCAUGAUUUGGGUUUGUUUGCAAUAUUUGAUGGCCACCUGGGCCACACUGUUCCAGACUUUCUGCGUGCACAUCUCUUUGAUAACAUCUUGAGCGAGCCAGAAUUCUUGAGUGACACGAAAAAUGCUAUCAGAAAAGCAUAUCUACUUACCGAUGAGAAAAUAUUGGAAAAAGCAGCUGAGUUGGGAAGAGGAGGCUCUACGGCUGUUACCGCCAUCUUAAUAAGCAGUAACGAUAGUGUGAAGCUAGUGGUCGCGAAUAUUGGAGAUUCACGAGCAGUUAUUAGCAAGAAUGGUAAAGCAGAGCAGCUUUCAGUUGAUCACGAGCCUAGCAUGGAGCGAGAAAUUAUUGAGGAAAAAGGCGGAUUUGUUUCGAACCUACCAGGAGAUGUGCCACGAGUUGAUGGGCAGCUGGCUGUUGCAAGAGCAUUCGGAGACCGGAGCUUGAAAAAGCACCUCAGCUCUGAGCCACACGUGGCUGAGGAAGUUAUCGAUGAGAGUUCAGAUUUUCUAAUUCUAGCAAGUGAUGGCUUAUGGAAGGUGAUGACCAACCAAGAGGCUGUUGAUGAGAUCAAGGACAUCAGGGACGCACAGGCAGCUGCAAAGCAUCUGACGGAGCAGGCGGUGAACAGGAAGAGCAAAGACGACAUCUCCUGCGUCGUCGUAAACUUCCACUGCUAG